GAAUUCUUUGACUACGUGAUGAUACUCGUGUGUUACUUGGGUUGAAGGUGAACAUCUAUGGCGACCCGGAAUUGUUCCUGAUUGUCUCACCCUCCAUAACACACGGGUGUCGCAUAAAGUUUCUGUCUUUUAUCUGUGUGGCAGGUGGCAGCUUCCUCGUACAACCACCUCCCACGUACAAACAACCCCGUUUCACAUUUCACAAACUUUUCCUCUGUCAUUCUUUGGUCUUUUUCUCAUCUUUCAGACGCUUUUUGAGAGACCCAUGAAGCAAAAAACGCCACCUCCACCGCCACCACCAGCCAGUGCAAGAGCUGAGUUGAAGCAGCAUGGUGACAACAAGUCCCUGCAGAGUCAACAACCGCCACGCCUCAGAGCUUCUUCUAAGGCUCCAAAGUCACCACCAGAGGUUGUGGUGUCCAUUUCAUCAACAAGAGCUAGGUCUGUGCCUCCACAGUUGAAGAACGUUUCAAGGACCAAAAGGGGUGUUGUGUUGAACAAGCCUAAAUUGAAUGAAGAGGUUGUGGGGUCUCAAAAGGGUAGGGAAGCUGAAGAGGCUAAGGUUGUUGUCGUUUCUAGGCCACGGAGAAGGGUUGGAGAUCUUGGUUUGAGGAAGAGUGAAGAUGAUGAUGACCAUGAUGGGAAGAAGGAGUUACAAGAGAAGCUUGAGGUGAGUGAGGAUUUGAUAAAGAAUUUGGAGUCUGAGGUGCUGGCCUUGAAGGCUGAAUUGGAUAAAGUCAAGAGCUUGAGCGUGGAGCUUGAGUCUCAGAACAGAAAGCUAACUCAGGAUCUUGCUGUUGCUGAAGCUAAGAUAGCAACCACUGGCAGCAGUGGAAAGAAGGAGCCAUUUGGAGAACACCAGCGUCCCAAAUUUAAAGACAUACAGAAACUCAUUGCUGACAAAUUGGAACGGUCUAGAGUAAAAAAGGAAGCUAAUUCUGAAGUAAUUUUCACUAAAGCAUCAAUCUCAGCUCCAACACCAAGUCAUGCAAUUUCUGAAACUACAAGCAUAGGAAGAAAAUCUCCAUCCAGCACAUGUCUGAAGCCACCUCCACCUCCGCCACCACCAAUUCCGUCUCGGCCUUUAGCAAGAUUAGCAAACACCCAAAAGGCCCCUGCAAUUGUUGAACUAUUUCACUCCCUAAAGAAUCAAGAUGGGAAGAAAGUCUCAAAAGGAUUAAUGAAUCAUCAGAGACCAGUAGCUAUUAGUGCACAUAGUAGCAUUGUAGGAGAAAUUCAAAACCGUUCAGCCCAUCUUUUAGCAAUAAGGGCAGACAUUGAAACAAAAGGAGAGUUCAUUAAUGACCUUAUAAAAAAGGUAGUAGAUGCAGCCUUCACAGAUAUUGAAGAGGUCCUAAAGUUUGUUGAUUGGCUUGAUGGCGAACUGUCAUCACUGGCUGAUGAGCGUGCUGUCUUGAAGCAUUUUAAGUGGCCUGAGAAGAAAGCUGAUGCAAUGCGAGAGGCUGCAGUUGAGUAUCAUGAGAUUAAAAUGUUAGAACAGGAGAUUUCCUGCUACAAGGAUGACCCUAACAUUCCAUGUGGAUCUGCCUUAAAAAAGAUGGCCACGCUAUUAGACAAGUCUGAGCGGAGCAUACAGAGACUAAUCAAGCUACGAAAUUCAGUCACACAAUCAUAUCAUGUGUACAACAUUCCAACUGCAUGGAUGCUUGAUUCUGGAAUAAUGAGCAAGAUAAAGCAAGCUUCAAUGACUCUGGUGAAGAUGUACAUGAAAAGAGUGACAAUGGAGCUUGAAUCACUUCAGAACUCGGACAGAGAAUCUAUUCAAGAUUCUCUUCUGCUUCAGGGCGUGCAUUUUGCAUAUCGGGCUCAUCAGUUUGCUGGAGGUUUGGACUCAGAAACUUUGUGUGCUUUUGAAGAGAUAAGGCAACGUGUACCAGGACACCUAGCAGGAUCUCGAGAACUCUUGGCUGGCAUACCAACAUCAUGAGAAGUCGCUGAUUUGUUAUGCUAUUGCUAAUGGUUAGAAAAAAUGGCUAUUAAACAUUCAUUAUUCUUUUUCCUAUCUUCAGUGGUUAAUGCUUGCAAGAACACUAUGAACCCCUCAGAAGAAAUAUGGAAGAACAUCAUGGGAUUCUGAAGAAAGAAAUACUUAAUAGUAGGAUCAAAUGGCUAAUGAACUAGCAUCUCUCAAUAUGUCACAACCUAGGAAUAGGAUCUUUGGUUUGAGUUAUUUAAUUUCAUUAGUGAAUUUUUUAGGUAGUUCUCGCUAGUGCUGUAUCAAAAGAUCUUGAAGAAGCAGCUUUGCCGUGUGUAAGUGCAAAUGAUUAAUGUUUACUAAGUUAAUUUAAUAAUUUAUUAGUCAUGUUCAAUGUGUAGAGCUUGGGAAAUAUGGUUCUUUAUUCAAUAUUGAUUGGAAAACUAAUCUUGUUUCCCGACAUUUCAUGAUAAAUAAUCUUUAUUCUUUU
Molecule: messenger RNA, 2426 nt
Organism: Abrus precatorius (Indian licorice)
Lineage: Eukaryota; Viridiplantae; Streptophyta; Magnoliopsida; Fabales; Fabaceae
Product: protein CHUP1, chloroplastic
Exons: 7
Coding region: 266-1948 (560 amino acids)
Biological process (GO): chloroplast organization
Cellular component (GO): chloroplast outer membrane
Source: RefSeq, a predicted model, not a curated record